Messenger RNA from Exaiptasia diaphana, 3362 nucleotides. RefSeq names its product neurexin-1b. Bases 378 to 2147 code for a protein of 589 amino acids. The record is from RefSeq and is a predicted model, not a curated record. Lineage: Eukaryota; Metazoa; Cnidaria; Anthozoa; Actiniaria; Aiptasiidae. The transcript is spliced from 5 exons.
GUUUUCUACACGAGAACGCACUGGAGUUCCGAGGAUUUUUUGCGUUAGAAGUGUAGUUUGCAACCAUUAGAUUAGCAAGAACUUAUAAAGAGGAAAUACUUUUCUGMGAGGGAAAAAAGAGUUGUCCGCGCAAGUCUAUUGUGUUCGUAUAUGAGUUAAAAGAAGACAAACCCAGAUAAUUCAAGCCAAUCGUGUGUUUAGGCGCCAUUGAUAAGRAAAAACCAGGCCUUGAAUGACGCAUUCAACUUGAAUCAUUGGUGAAAGACAUCGUGUAAAAGAGAAAUGAAAUUGAUGUCCAUGUUGUACCCGGCGGGCGCACAAACUAAGCGAUCAUUUCAUCAACCAUUAUGGCGAGGAAACGCAAUUGAUGUCGAACAAUGAGAGAUCUUUUAAUUGCCCUUUUACUAUGUUUUGUGCCAAGUUUGACUGUUUCUUUAAGGUUCAAUAAAAGUUUUGCACAYGCGAUCUUUGCGUCCUGGAAUGGCUCGACUAACGGAACUCUUUUAUUCGAGUUUAAAACACCGAGGGAGAACGCUUUUCUGAUCUAUCAAGAUGAACCUGAAGGAAUGGACUUCAUCGACAUCUUUCUUGUAAACGGCAGAGCGAGAAUGAGGCUACAGAUUGGACAAUGCAAGGAUCAUUUUGAAGAAUUCAUUGAGGGGAAUUUCUCGGAUAAUAAAUGGCAUCGAGUUCGAGUUUUUAGAGAAUUUAAGAAYACGUAUUUUAAAGUGGAUCAUCUUAGCUCUAAGAUCAUGAGAUGUGAUACAAAAGACUCAUUCAAAGCGCGAAGUUUUCUGUUUGUAGGMGGYUUUCCCGUGGAAAUCUCGCUAAAUUCACUGGCUUUUCCUGGAUCAUUUCAUGAAGUUCUGUAUGGACAUGGAUUCGUGGGUUGCAUUAGUGGAGUAAAAUAUAGCGAUUCGCAUGGGCACUUCACGUCUGCAAUGCUGAGAAACACCUCAGGUACGACGGCCGACUGCAAACGAGCAUGUACUCGGCAUUACGGAUUUAUCAAGAAGUGUAAGCAAGGCCAGAGAUGCGGUCAGAAGAUAACCGAGUGUGAUUGCCUGGAGACUGGGUAUGAAGGCCAAGACUGCACACGAGCAUCGACCUCAGUAUGGCUAAAUGGUACAGGCUAUAUAAAGUACAAUCUUACGAAAGACACGAAACAACACAAYCCCCUCAAGAAUUACAUUGGAUUUCGUUUUCGGACUUCAUCCGUUGAGGGCGUGGUUCUACAUACAGCAGUGCGUCGCUCWUUUUUGGUGAUAGAAAUGUUGGAUAGRAACAUUGUUCUGAAACUUAAUCUUGGGAAAGGUGAACUCGUCCUCAACGCAGGAAAUAAUAAUUUAAACGAUAACAAAUGGCAUUGGGUGGAGGUGAGAAGACAUGGACAUAAGGUAACCUUGAUACUUGAUGGCCGUGUGACAAAGAAAGGUUGGACGCCUGGACAUUCCUUGUCAAGUCUACCAUUAUCAGGAGGCAAUAAAGCGAUUUAUUUUGGUGGAGGACCUUCACGAGCAGCGCUCAGAGAAUCGUACUCUAGAAAAAACUUUAGCGGUGUUUUGCAGCAGCUUCGUUUYGACGAAUAUAAAGUCUUAGAUGAAGUGUUUUUGAAUACAAAGGACAAGUUGUUCUCUAAACAUGGUGUUGUUUUAAACGCAAAUGUAUGGUCAACAAAAGCACCACCUAUCGUGACUGUUCAAGCUGUUACUGAACCGGAGUUGACUGGUUCUGGAAUGAAUUGCAUGGGAAGUGACGACGAAGAUUGCGUGACAGGCAGAGGAAUGACGACAACAGCAUCUAGCACAGAUUAUUGGCCGUCCUCUAUCAGCAUAGAUAACAACACUGAUUCUAACCUCAUCUACGGCAACCAACACGGCAGCACARCCCAACGCAUAGUUCCAGUAUGGGUCAUCACAAUCACAGUUGUAGCUGCUGCUAUCUCUAUAUUUAUAACCAUCCUAAUAGUUUACCGCUGGAACACACGAUAUAGCGGUUCAUUCAGCACAGCAUCAGCCAAUUUAAAGCCAGAUACUUCUGAAUCGUGGCCAGAUCCUCCYUCUCGCACUAAGCCAAUGAUUACCAGUACGGUACCUGUCGGCAUUGAACAGCCCACGAUAUAUAUCACAUCGUAUGAUAAAGUAUGAACGGGCAUUAAUAGAUAGUGCGUGACCACACCUAAACCAUGGUCCAAUUACAAUGACGUUGCCAUGGUAGCAAUGGGAAUAUCACGUGACAACACCAUCACUUGGUGGCAACUUGAAAGGAAUGUCUCCAUCGAUAAAGUUGUUUUUAUCAACAGACAUCUCUUAUUAAUUGAUAAAAAGUGUUGUCCAGAUAUUGACCAGGAACAGAAAACAAUUCAAUUAAAUCAUUAGGUUUUACUGAUGUAACUCCAGAACACUAAAUCARCUGGAGGUGAGUUAAGGUGUCCCUAGAGACAAUGGUUGCUCAGGAAACAGUCACCAUGUAGCUGACAACGUAUUAUUUAGAAACUAAUAAUAAUUAUGGUAGAAGCUGAAUUUCCUGUCCAUCAUCACAUAGAAGCAAGAAGAAAAAGUGAUGGCGAUAGCCUGUUGCCAUAGCUAUUGCUAACUGUCGAGUAAUAUACAAUAAAAAGAACUGCRAGACUCUUUAACAAGAAACAACGAUUUAUAGGAUUCUCCAAAAGAUGUUAASUUAGAAAAGCUAUCAUAGACAGAUCUCAUAGGUUUGAACAUUGACAAGCUACAUCGUAAAUGACCUCAAUUUAGACCUAAAUUACGCACCUUCCCAGGUUAUCCUAUAAACAUAUUUCAUUAUGACGCUGWAUUCUUUUGCUACUCGCCAGARUCAAAUUUAUUUUGAUUUAAGCUGACAGAGGGAGCCKGGAACGGGGUUUAGUCUAAAUAUGCGCGAUUGAAAAUAGGGCAUUUUUAUCAUUGCGACAUAACCAAAAUUACACAGAUGAUAGUCAGUUCAUACUUAUUUACRAAAUGAGAGUAGAAAAGUUUUGCUUAAAGUUUCUCAAACUUUCCGCCCCACUGUACGCGCGCGCKGCYAUGUCUUUCCUCAUCCGUCUUGGUGCAAACACCAGUCAACUAGUUUAAUGCGUGCAAUGUAGCUGGUUAAAAAACUAAAAUUAAGCUGAGGCAGUUUCUAGAAUUAAUAGAUUAGUGCUUUUCACCGCAAGAAUUAAAGCAAGAAACAUUGGCGCCRAACAAAUGUGACAAAUAACAAGCAGGCACAGRUAUGACGCAAUGUAUUGCAAAGCAUGAUGGAAGUGUAAUAUUUUGUACAAAAAAAAAACAUUAGGGUAACUGGUCAUCUCGCUUGAAAUCAAACUGAAACAGUUUUUAAUAAAAGAAAAUGAUCUUCAAAAA